UGGUUCUGUAAAUUUGUGAUAUUCAGAUUUUUUUGAAAAGUGUUUCAAGCUUUUCUUGUACGUUUAGUAAAUAAUUCCUAUUUUUGAACAAUAUUGUUUUGAUGAGAAAAAUUAUUUUUAAUUAAAAUUUUAUUUGGUAAUUGUCCAAACACUAAAUUUAGCAGUACGAUCUCCCGUGGACACGAAAGCUGCAGUUCGUUUCUUGCCGGUAAAAGCUACCAAUCGCUUCAAAAGCUCCUUAUACAAUACGAUAUUGAUGCGCAGGUCCGUCGCUGGCAGCUGUCAAAAUGUUACAAUCGCCGAACAGCCCGAACAAUGAUAGGGAGACGAUUACCACAUACGCACACACAAAACCUCCCAAAAGCUGCCUUUUAAUUGUAGUUGUGCGUGAUAUACACACACAGUAGGUCGUGCCUGGGAAUGGUAGGAUAAUCCCGCCAAGAGGUAACGGCUGCCGUAGCAACAGCAUCUUCAUCUUCAUCCAAACACAGUGUGUACCGUGUUCUUGGGUGGGGGGAGAAAACAUUUACAUGUAGCAGUUAAGGGAUUGUGUGAGUGUGUUAGUGGUAUACCGCACUGUACGCGUACGUACUAUGUUUAUGAAGGAUGGUGCAAUGUUGAAUGUUUCUCGCCAGUGUCAAAGUAUCCUUCGACUAGCUCAGGAACUGGAGGUAGAUAGUGAAAGCGCUCCAGAAUUCGUUUUCACUAUUGGCCAGGUAACAUCGUGCAAACAUUAAGUUAGAGUGAUACAGUACAUUGGAUAGUGAGUUGAGAUUGAAUUAUGGUUGUGGUUGCAAAGAAAAAUGGUGGAUACACAGAAUGACUGUGUACCUUCUGGUGUGAAAAUGUUAAUCCCAAAAGGGACGUUUCGUGUUUGAGUUUGUGUGUGCGUGCAAGAGUGAGUGUAGUGUUACUUCUCAGUUUCCAAGCAAUGGUUUAAGAAAGUGUCCAAGAAACUAAUCUUUUCUUCGAAUCAACCAGAUCUGGAAGAUUCUCGCAACGAAGAAAUGUGCAUUGUGUUUCCACUGUCUGGACCGUAAAGAAGUGUUGUCGCAUUGUCAAGGAUACUGCGACUCUGCAUCGUACGCAGAAGAUGAUGGUGUAAAGUGGAGUGUACACUGUAGGGAACGUAUAGUGGCAGUGGCAUCCUGCGUCGGUCAAAUACGUACGGGAUCUAGUAGACUGGAAUGAAUACGGACGGGUUGCAUAGGUCAACUGAUGUGGGUGUAGCUGUCCGCGGUACAGACAAAAACCGAUGAGUACUCCCACCGGUGCAUUAUAGCAAUUCCGACCAUUCAAAUGGUAAUUGAGUCAGAACUGUAGCCCACACAAAACGGUGUACGCAGUUAGACGUGAACAAUCUUCAUGAUACAAUGGGAAGCUUACCAAACCUAAGUGAUCUAUCAACCGAAAAGCUUGAACGCCGACUUGAAGAGCGUGAACGUAUCCUUGCCCGCGAACGUAUCAUUGAGCGUGAUUUUGGCCGUGAGAAGGAGUCAAUACGGACGCUUGAACGGCCCGUCUUCAUUCACAAGCAACAGAUUGCGGCUGCGAAAAGUAUCUUUCAGCAAAAAUGUCCACCGGGUUCGAGGAAGGUUAUGCGAACACGAAGCUCUGGCCAGGCACAUCACAUUUGGGACGAUCCCAUAAUAGACCAAUACUUAACUAAUUACUCGCCGGCCUCAAAUCGUAGCCAUCGAAUUUCGGUAGGACCAACCUUUGCGGCAGCCUAUCAGUUUCAGUCAUCUUCACUCGGGAAUAGACAUCGACGGGAUUCGGUCAACAGUUCCAUCGGGGCAACGUCCGUCCGCAAGUUGCUGACAGUACAAAAUCGAAGUUACGGCUGCCGGCACAAGAUUCCGUCGCACGUCCGCUCGAAGAUGAUGAAGAAUUUCAUCCUGAUAGCGAUAGCCCACGGUUUCAUGUGUACCGCGCUGGUACCACUUAUCGUACUGCAGGGCGCUAACUCGACCUGGUUCCAACAGGAAUCAUGGCUAGCGGCAGGACCAGAUGUGGGUUCGGGAUUGCUCAGCUUGUGCUGUGCAGUAACGGCCGGUAUGAGCUUAUUGACGACCAAGCUGGUACAGCGCUUCGGAUACUCGAUCGUACUAGCGGCCAGCUAUGGUACCGUCUGUUUGUUUUUAGCCGCUCACAUCUACCCCGUACUGCUUUCGUUGGUGCCCGGGUAUCUGCUGCUUGGGCUGUUGCUUGGACCUUCCGUAAUAUGUAAGCAAGCGCUACUGGUGUCGAUGGCGGGAAAGCUGAGCUGUUCGCAACCGGAAUGUGGUGGCGCUAGUACCGCUGGUGCAAAUGCCGACAGUUACGAUGACCACAGGUUGCUAUGCAGCCGGCAGGAGCAGGUCCGUCGGUUAGGGCGAUGGUUCCGUGCAGCAGGAGACCUUGGAAUUAUAAUCGGCACUAUCGUGGCAGCGUUUGUAUUGACGUGUGCUUCUGGUUCGAACCGCAUCGGAUGCUACUACAUAUCGAGUCUUGCCCCACCAGUUCCGAAUGCGGCUCUGACGGGGACAAUGAAUGGGACGACGCCAACGUUCAAUGGGUCUCACAACGAUCAGCCCGCAGAUGGGGGUUUGCCUCUGUACAGGGACAUUCUUAUGUCUCUGCCGGGAGAUACGGAGCAACCCCUGGACAUGGCGACAACCCACAGCACUAAACCUACUAAUCCUACACCAUCCAAAGUCGUUACACCUUCGAUGCCGACGCUGCGAGAAACGAUGUACUUCCUGUACAACAUACGGUUACCUGAUCCGACCGGGAAUGGUGACGACGGAUAUCAACCUUCCAGCACAUCCAGUGGCCCAGCUGUUGGUGGCAGUUCCGAGGAGCAGCGUGAUUCGGCGGGACCGUACAUGGAUCGAUUCCCGUACAGCAUGUUCCAGACGAAUGACUACGGUGAGCGCAUCUGUGGUUCCCAUCUUUGCCCAGUAUGGGAUAGAAAUGUGCCGGUCAACAGUAGUGCGCUGGAGAAUCAGUUAAAACUACAGGGCUAUACGGGUGCCACGCCACUCAUGUGCAUCUAUUUGGUGUUCGGUGUGCUCGCAUUUGCCGUUACGGCGUUUACGUCGGAUAUUGAAUUCAACGUCAAGUUUGACUCUAUAAGAAGAAUGUCGGACACGCUGCUGUUUGCAGGACCGCUAGCGUAUUUCGUUGGUACCGAACAAGCGUAUAUGAUGGCUGACUUUAUGAAGGCAUUUGUCGCAUGUGAGCUGGGACCGAACAGUGUGGCCGGUGUUCUGGUUGGUAUGGGCGUGAUGCAGCUGAUUGCCGCCUGCACCUUAAGCAUGCUGCUGAGACACACUAAACGUGUCGUAGUCAUAGUUGCUGGGUUUAUAUUCCACGCCUGCCUGCUGCUUGUUCUCUUGCGCUGGAAGCCCUCCAGGGACGAUAGUGCCGUACUGUACGUCAUACCGGCUGCCUGGGGUGUUUGCAAUGCGGUUUGGGAGACGUUGCUGUUUGCUUUAACUACGCUUACGCAUCCGAACAAGUUCGCCGAAGUGACAUCACCUCUACAGGCACUUCGAUUCCUUGGUCUAGCCGUUACGUUUGCUGGCCACGGAGUACUGUGUGAAGCACCGAAAAUCAUCAUUCUCGCCAUACUGCUAGUUAUCUCGGUCAUACCGUACACGAUGCUGGAGCUAAAGCUGGAAAAUCAGCGGAAAGCCCUAAAGCUAAGCUUGUGACGACUGUGUGCACACGAUUACUAAUGUUCGGCGAAGCAAAAGCACUACUGAAACUCCCGUCUGCGUCGGAAGUCUGCCCUCUGGACAGCCUACGGGACGAUAGUGCUUUGCGGCCCACUCUACACAUCACAACUAAUAUGGCGCCUUUGCUUCUCCUGGUAAUCGUCGCGUUGAAUGGACGUGGGCAAUUCUUCGGCAACAUCCUCGUAGAACAGAACGCCCGGAGGUGCAGAAGAUCCUAGAAAACUGAGUUAACAAAUAGUUGCGGUCGUAUUUGUAUCGUCCUAGAACACCCUAAACGACCCGUUCCGCGUAGGAUGCGUGCUGUGGUUUAGAGCGCAUACUCUACGAAACGCUGCGUGAGUAUAACUAAUAUUCUCUACUCUCGAGUUGUAACUAUUGCUACUACUGUAGGCUAGUGAAGUUUUUGGUCUCGUUUCUCCUCCUACUUCUAUAUAAUGUGUAAUCAAUGUCAUAACUUCUGGGCAUUCGGGUAGAAGGAUGUACUGAAGCAAAAGAUAUCGCUCUACAUAACGAAAGUAGAAAUGUGAAUGUUAGGCAGAACGAGUGUGGGUUGCUCUUAACUUAUCUAUCAGUACGUUCAACCACUUAUACACAAAAACGAAAGUAUUACACCUGUUUCCGCACGGCCUCCAUCUUUCACGGCCAAUUUAUGCUAGGUCCAGUUUUAACAUCUUUCUCACGCCAAAGAGUUUGCGGUAUGAAAUGGAAAUGGCCUGCGGGUGGGGAAAAAUGUCCCCAUACAUAGAGAGGAGUGUAUAAAAAGGGAAUUGCUAAACUACAAAUAUCAGUAGCAGGGAAAUUUUGAUAUUCGAAAACGGAAGUGCUUAGCUACACGAUUGAUGUUCUGAAUUUGUGCCAAUUGUCAACGAACAACUAAAUCAUAUAUAUAUAUAUAUAUAUAUACAUAUAGUUGAAUAGACGAGUGUAGGAAAUUUAUACAUACCGGCAAACAUUAUUGAUUGCAAAACUUUAGGCAAAACGCACAACAAAUUAAUCCCGUACGCAGAAAGCUUAAUGGGUAUCAGUUCAAUAGUUUCGGAUGGUAGGAGCAGUAGCAACAGUGCACUUAUAGAAACUACUAUUGGCCGCAGUAAUAGUAACUGCUGUUACAACAAGCAACUGAGUAGAGUGGUUAAUUGAUAAAACAAAUUCACAUGCCAGUCGAAUGGAACUAAAACAAUCGAUAUAGCUAGCUCGCUUUGCAGCGCAUUUGCGUAAGCUAAAUGUGUCAAAAAUUCGACAGGAGAAGCAGUGAAGGCGUGUGCAUCCUAUAACGUAGAAUCCGCAUGUCUUACACAGUGCCAAAUAAUGCUAUGUGUACACAGUGAACAACUCAAAUCAUUUCAAGUUGGCAAAAUUAACGUAACAGUAUGUGCAAUGCAACAGGUGGUAGGGCUUUAACGUAAUUCGUGACAGUGCCGACAGCGUUACAAAGUUUUUUGGUAAAUUUAUUUGCUUCUUACAAUGAACGUUUCAGCUUUUAAUUGUAAGUGAACGUAAAAAUGUUCAUUCUUCACCGUAUUGUUAGGGGUUAAAUUAUUCUGUUUUGUUUAAUUAGAAAUUCUUGCUUCAGAUAUGUAAUUCUGAGGAGAAAGUUCUAAGAUCCAGCUUUAGUAAGAGACAAAAGUUUAAUCUAUUAUCGAGCAGCUUCCAAAGAGAAGAUAAGUAUAUUAACUGAAAAAAAAAUCAUUUAGGGAUUCCCAACAAGCGGUACCACGAGCUAAUUAAGCGUAAAACUCAAUAAGUGAAAUAGCUCCACACUCUAAAUAGAGAACAUUGUCACGCGGAUACAGAAUUAGUAGGGCUAAAGUCUAAAACGUUAAGGACGAUCGUUAAAAGUGUUGCCAAUAUCAAUCAAAUCGGUGCAUAUACUGGUACCGAGUAGCCUCUGGGAGCCACUGAAACGCUUAGUUGUUCCACUUGAGUCUGUAGAGAUUUUGAACACUUUGUAGUCCCUCUUUGUAAGCAACCGCGAAGUGUGUAUGUGCCCCGUCAGUUUGUCUAGUGCCGUUUAAUUAAAACCUUUAUCAAAGCCAAACAAUUAUAGCCAAACACACACACACAUACACGAAUAAAGUCAACAGGAUAGUCUAUAUACAAACACACACGAUAACGUA
This is a messenger RNA of Anopheles funestus (African malaria mosquito), 5839 nucleotides long. RefSeq lists its product as uncharacterized. Lineage: Eukaryota; Metazoa; Arthropoda; Insecta; Diptera; Culicidae. Gene Ontology annotation, molecular function: potassium channel regulator activity. Bases 1374 to 3698 code for a protein of 774 amino acids. The record is from RefSeq and is a predicted model, not a curated record. The transcript is spliced from 6 exons. Gene Ontology annotation, cellular component: striated muscle dense body; plasma membrane. Gene Ontology annotation, biological process: regulation of potassium ion transport; regulation of muscle contraction.